AUGGUUACCCCGGGCCCAGAGUCGGGCGAUGCCGGUCGGUUGCGGGAAAUGUUUCGAGUCGGUGUGGUUGGCCAAAAGACGCUGGUCUUCGAGGGCAUUAUCCCUCUGGCCCUGCCAUCGGGUGACCCCCGAGUUAGCAAUUUCAUCGGAGAAACAACAAGACUGCAGCAAGCCGAAGCGUCUCAAAGUCUGGCACUGCCUGUUUAUUGGUACAACAAGAUGGUAGUGCGUGGAGGUACAUAUGUUUUGUUGGUGUUGAGUGUUGCACAGUGCCCCAUGUUGUGGAAUCGUUCCAGAAAGAUGCAGGUUGAGGAUCUAGAUCUUCAGUCAUGUCGGCCGGCUGGAGACGAAAUGUUGUUUCGUUACCCCAAGAUAGAAACCGAUGAAAGUACGGGUAUGCGCUUCGAACAGGACGCGGAGAUGGGCAGGAGCUGGAAGUGCAAAUCAAGGUGGAAAGAGUCGACCAAUGAAGUCACAAUUCGCGAACUUGUCGUCCCGUGA
This is a messenger RNA of Neurospora crassa OR74A, 501 nucleotides long. RefSeq lists its product as hypothetical. Bases 1 to 501 code for a protein of 166 amino acids. The record is from RefSeq and is a predicted model, not a curated record. The transcript is spliced from 5 exons. Lineage: Eukaryota; Fungi; Ascomycota; Sordariomycetes; Sordariales; Sordariaceae.